AUGCGUGUAACAUUUCUCCACCCCGACUUGGGUAUUGGAGGCGCGGAGCGACUGGUUGUUGAUGCUGCUGUAGCGCUUCAGAACAAAGGCCAUCAAGUGAAGAUCGUCACCAACCAGUACGAUAUUAAUCAUGCCUUCAAGGAAACGAAAAGUCUAGGUAAUUAA
This is a messenger RNA of Haemonchus placei, 165 nucleotides long. Lineage: Eukaryota; Metazoa; Nematoda; Chromadorea; Rhabditida; Trichostrongylidae. The record is from the annotation of a GenBank genome assembly.